Leucoraja erinaceus (little skate) is the source of this 1742-nucleotide messenger RNA. Its product is annotated as cell cycle exit and neuronal differentiation protein 1-like. The record is from RefSeq and is a predicted model, not a curated record. Bases 345 to 731 code for a protein of 128 amino acids. The transcript is spliced from 2 exons. Lineage: Eukaryota; Metazoa; Chordata; Chondrichthyes; Rajiformes; Rajidae. Gene Ontology annotation, biological process: cerebellum development; neuron differentiation.
GCUGGCUCUCCAAUAUACUGCCUCCUUCCCAUCUCGACGAUAUUGGUGCAGCAUCUUUAGAUGGCAGGCCAGCUUCUUUUGCAGUGAGGUAGAACGGCCGUGGGCGUCACUGGGUUGCAGCAGAGAACGAGUCGAAUGAUUUGGUCCCAGAGAACCUGAAGGAAAGGCUAAGCAGAAACAAGAAGGUUGUUCCAUCAAGACAAUGGAAUGUGAGAAUUGAAGAGAGAACAGAAAAGGAGACCUGUUCAUUUACAAUGAAUACAUUUUAAAAAGACCGUCUGAUAAUUUUGCCUUUGUAGAUUGGAAAAUACUGGGAAGCAGCCUAAGGGAGCUCGGAGCCAGCCAUGGAAACAAGAAACAGAUCCAAGGCAGAAGCAAAAGAAUCGCCCAAGUCUGCCACCUCAAAGGUAAACGCUGGUGUUGCCGAUAAGAAAGAAUUUGCCGGCAAGCAACCGGAGCCCACAAAUGUUCCCAAGAAGGCAGCCGCUGAGGCUACAGUGGCCAGUGAAACGAAGCCCGCAGCGGACAGCUCAGUGACACUACCAGCCGUCAGCACGGAGGGCAAGAAGCCUGCAGACCCAGAGCUUGAAACCCAGGGCACCAAGGAAGAAACGUCCGAAGGUCAGCCCAGCAACUUGUUUGAGAAUAUGAAGCCGUACAUACUUGGAGGGGUUGCCAUCACAGGUCUGGCAGUCCUGGUUGGAGUGAUCUUCAUCCUCCACAAGAAAUAAAGAAAAUGUAUAAAACUGUAUAUUGAUAUCGGUUAUUUUCUGCAUGUGUGUACAUUGGCGAAUAUCUUCUCGCUCCUGAACUAGUACUUGUACAACUCUGCUCACCACUAUAAUCUUGGUUCAACGUGAUUGUAUUUAACUCACAGUGUCCAUACGCAUUGCAGAACAUUUUGGAUUAACUUGUAUAUUGUAAAGGUUGACUCUCCACUCCCACCCCUCCAUCCCCACCUUUCCGCAAGGCCUAUGGCAAUGUUGAACGGGCCACUCUUGUUCCCAUGCUAGCUUCCCACUGAAGAUGAUAACACACUGUAGAUCUCCCCCCCUCCCCUUUCCCUUUUAAGUAUUGAGUGUUUAUCUCAUAGGAAGCCUUAUAAAGCUAUUCCAUUCUCUUGUAGCGAAUUAAAUAAGAUGCAUUUCAGCAGCAUGCAAGCCAAAUUUUUAUCCCCUGGGCUCUUCUAGCAUACACACACAUCCCUCUUUCGUUUGACCCUUGCUAUCAUUGUCAGUGAUAGCAACCCCCACAAAACAAAAUACUUUUGAAUUGGAUGGAGGUGACAAACUGAAGCUCCAACACAGUCGGUAGAAAGAGAACAAAAUGGUGGCAGCAAUAAAACCAAGUUCACCCCGAACUUCCCAUUCCUUCUAGGAUUUACUAGUAGAUGCUCUGUGUGAUUUGUUCUUGGGCCCACGGUAGUAUUUAAUUCAAAUGAUGGUGUCACAUUUACUUUGACUUAAAACAAGCGUAUACAUGCAAUAAAAGUUAUGUUUAAAAAGAAAACAAAUUACUAGUUGGAAGUUGAUAAUAGUUAGAAUAGCUGUGACCCAGGCUGCUGCUAAUGUUCCCAUCCCUCGUUUACUCAUAUACUCUGGACACUGCUUGUUAUUUUAGGUGUUGUAUCCACUUGUAUGUGGACAGUAAGGUUGCCUAACGGAUGUGCUGUAUGUGGACUAUGUAUUCUUUAUUCUGUACAUAAUAAACUAUUGGUCGGAUUUCAAUGUCUGACUACCCAA